Messenger RNA from Saccharomyces paradoxus, 705 nucleotides. It is a transcript of the gene GTT1, whose product is annotated as bifunctional glutathione transferase/peroxidase. The transcript has a single exon. The coding region runs from base 1 to 705 and encodes 234 amino acids. Lineage: Eukaryota; Fungi; Ascomycota; Saccharomycetes; Saccharomycetales; Saccharomycetaceae. The record is from RefSeq and is a predicted model, not a curated record.
AUGUCGUCGCCAAUUAUCAAAGUCCAUUGGUUGGACCAAUCCAGAGCAUUCAGACUUUUGUGGCUAUUAGACCAUUUGAAACUUGAAUACGAAAUUGUCCCUUAUAAAAGGGAUGCGAACUUCCGUGCUCCUCCAGAACUAAAGAAAAUUCAUCCAUUAGGAAGAUCCCCAUUGUUGGAAGUUCAAGACAGAGAAACUGGCAAGAAGAAGAUACUUGCCGAGUCCGGUUUCAUCUUCCAAUAUGUCUUGCAGCAUUUUGAUCAUUCACACGUUUUAAUGAGCGAGGAUGCUGAUAUUGCGGACCAGGUCAACUACUACCUGUUCUAUGCUGAAGGUUCCUUACAACCACCUUUGAUGAUUGAGUUCAUUCUUUCAAAGGCGAAGAAUUCUGGUAUGCCCUUCCCCAUUUCAUAUUUGGUAGGGAAGGUGGCGGACAAGAUCAGUCAGGCUUACUCUAGCGGUGAGAUGAAGAACCAGUUCGCUUUUGUGGAGGGUGAAAUCUCCAAAAAUAACGGCUACUUGGUUGACGGGAAAUUGAGUGGUGCUGAUAUCUUAAUGUCUUUCCCUUUACAGAUGGCGUUUGAAAGAAAAUUUGCCGCACCUGAGGAUUAUCCUGCAAUUUCCAAAUGGUUAAAAACUAUAACUUCAGAGGAAUCGUAUGUUACUUCCAAGGAAAAGGCGCAUGCUUUAGGUAGCAAAUUUUAA